GUACAGAAAAUGGAUGGAUUUUUAUAUUGUUUUUAAUUUUGAAAAAAAAAAUCAAAACAAUUAAAUCAUGCACCAGUUGAUAUAUCUGAGGGGGAGGAUACAUGUAAUUACAUUUUAUGUAAUAAGUGGAAUGUGGAGACGUGCUGGAUAUUACAGCUAUCUCUAGAUGGUUUGCAUAUAAGGCCCUGCAAAAACUUUCUGAAUGUCUGCAGCUAGAUUGGGAAGCUGCGUUUUGUGCGCGUCCUCCGCCCAGCUGGCUCGUGUCCCUGCGAGUCAGUCUCCUUUGAGCAGGCAACAGCAGAGCAAGAGGAGGGGAGCUUUCGUGUUUCCCCCCUAACUUUAUUUUAUUUUCAAGGGACAGGCUCCCAGCAGUGUGGAAUGGUUAAACUCCUCAUCCUGGGAACUCCAAACACAGGAAAGACAGCCUUGUGCGUCCGCUUCAUGACCAAGCGGUACAUUGGCGAAUAUGACCACAAGAAGGAAAUAACUUACAGAUGCUGCCGACUGGUAGAUCAGGAAGCUGUUGACCUUGAGAUCUUGGAUACAUCAUAUAAGGAGAGAUGGUCGCCUUCUCUGAAGGCAUCCAUCUGCUGGGCUGAUGGCUUCCUCUUGCUCUAUUCCAUCACACACCGCCAAAGUUUCCUGGAGGUCUCACGGCUCAAAAGACUCAUUGACCAAAGCAAACAGAGUCUGGCUGUCCCAACAGUGCUGGUAGCAAAUAAAGCAGACUUGGAAAUUGGCAGGGAGGUGACAACAGAGGAAGGACAGAGACUGGCCCAUGAUUUAAGGUGUGGUUUCAGCGAGCUGUCAGUGGCUGACUCUGCAUUAGCUGUGGAAGCAGCCGUGUUUCAGCUCAUCAGGCGAGUCCUGGAUCAGCAGCGGCCUCUGACUUAUCGCCGUUCCUACAUGCUGACCAUGCGCCAUGCUCUGACUACAAAACUGACCCGAUCUAAAACCAUGCAGUGGUGACCUUGACACAUUCAUUGCACUAUCAAGGAGCACUUGGGUCUGUAUUAAACCUACAUGGAAACAACA
Molecule: messenger RNA, 1035 nt
Organism: Phyllopteryx taeniolatus (common seadragon)
Lineage: Eukaryota; Metazoa; Chordata; Actinopteri; Syngnathiformes; Syngnathidae
Exons: 8
Coding region: 379-969 (196 amino acids)
Molecular function (GO): GTPase activity; GTP binding
Source: RefSeq, a predicted model, not a curated record